Opisthocomus hoazin is the source of this 1695-nucleotide messenger RNA. The record is from RefSeq and is a predicted model, not a curated record. NCBI's taxonomy places the organism in Eukaryota, Metazoa, Chordata, Aves, Opisthocomiformes, Opisthocomidae.
AUGGACCAGCGCCUUGGAGAGAGCUGGGACGCGGACAGCGUCCUGCUCUGGUGCCCAGUUCAGCUCUGGCGUUUCGGGAUCGACAAGACGAUGCUCGCCAGCCUGAAGAUCAAGCCCGUCUCAACCCGGAGAGCACAAGCAGCCGUCCGGAGACCCUACAGCAGUACGGGCAGCGUGCACGGGGAGCUGGGACGGAACCCGUACCCCGCUGCCCAGCAUCCCUUGGGCACGGGUGCCAGCAGCCAGCGGGACCUCCCGCCCACGGGCGUUGUGCCCUCCGCUUCCCAGAGCCCCGGCACCCUUGAUCCAGGUCUCUUCUUCCCGGUGGCUGAUGAGGUUGCACAGCAUGAGUCUGCAGAAUUCUUCGAAAUGCUGGAAAAAAUGCAGGCACCGAAACUUGAAGAACAGAGGACUGCAAGCCAAAAACAUAAGGAAGACUACAUCCCGUACCCCAGCAUCGAUGAGGCCUUCUGCGACGAUGCCUCCGGGCUGAAGUUUAACCCAGUUCUGUACCCCAAGGCGUCGCAGAUGAUAGUGGCGUAUGAUGAACACGAGGUCAACAACACGUUCAAGUUCGGUGUGAUCUAUCAGAAGUUCCGGCAGGUGCGUGACCGCCGUGCCGCUCUCGGGGAGCACAGCCCCGCUCGCUCUGCGGCUGCGCCUCGCGACUGCCGGUUUGGCCCCGCAGUCGGUUCUGUCACGUGCCACACGUCGUGUCGCUGGGUGUCCUCCCUGACACUCCAGAGGAAGAGGCACAUUGGCAAUGACAUCGUGGCAAUCAUCUUCCAAGAAGAGAACACGCCGUUUGUCCCAGACAUGAUCGCCUCCAACUUCUUGCACGCCUACAUCGUGGUGCAGGUGGAAAGCCCCGAGGCAGACAGCACGGCGUACAGGGUGUCUGUCACGGCCCGGGAAGACGUCCCCUCCUUCGGCCCCCCCCUGCCGAGCCCGCCAGUGUUCCAGAAGGUAGGAGCUGAGACGGGAAGCAUGUUCCAAGCCCUAAGCAAAAUCUUGGUGGGCAGCCAGAAGAAGCACCACGGCGGCGGCAUCCCGGGCAGCCUCAGCGGGGGCAUCGCGCACAACAGCGGAGAGGUGACCAAGACCACCUUCUCGCCCCCCGUACCAGCAGCUGCUGCCAAGAACCAGUCCCGGAGCCCCAUCAAGCGCCGUUCAGGGCUGUUCCCUCGCCUGCACACGGGCUCUGAGAGCCAGGCGGAGAGCAGGACGAGGUGCGACAGUGUUUCUGGAGCCCAGAAGACACCAGAUUUGGGACAUUCUUCUCAAGAGAUGAAAUCUGAAACCUCGUCCAACCCCAGCUCCCCUGAAAUCUGCCCCAACAAAGACAGGCCGUUCAUUAAGCUGAAAGAGAACGGGAGGACAAACAUCUCCCGCUCCUCCUCGAGCACCAGCAGCUUCAGCAGCACGGCGGGCGAGAGCGAGACCCUGGAGGAGUACGACAGCGUGGGAAGCCAGCCGUCCACGGCCUCGCCGUUCAAGCAGGACGUCUUCGUCUACAGCGCCUCGCCCGGCAGCGAGAGCCCCCCCCCCCCAGCCUUGCCUGGGCUGCAGGCAGCUGCUGAAGCAGAUAUAAAGAACAGAAACUCUCCAAGGUCAAACCUGAAGUUUCGCUUCGACAAGCUCAGCCACGGCAGCUCCUACGAGGAUUAUGAAUUCUGCAAGGUGACUUCCCUGUAA